This is a messenger RNA of Papaver somniferum (opium poppy), 495 nucleotides long. Its product is annotated as F-box protein CPR1-like. The transcript has a single exon. Lineage: Eukaryota; Viridiplantae; Streptophyta; Magnoliopsida; Ranunculales; Papaveraceae. The coding region runs from base 1 to 495 and encodes 164 amino acids. The record is from RefSeq and is a predicted model, not a curated record.
AUGGCAGGAGGAGUAAAAAAUUAUAACGUAACUGGGUAUGGAUUUGGUUAUGAUUACCAGACUCACGACUGCAAAUUGGUAAGGGUUGUUGACGACCGGGAUUCUAGUUGUCCUAAUGUUUAUGUCUAUACAUUAAGCUCAAAUUCAUGGAAAAUCACUCAAAGCAUACCUUGUUAUUUUUAUUACGCAUAUAGUUAUGGGAAGUUCUAUGAAGGAGCUCUUCAUUGGCUUGCGAUUACCUAUGGACAAUGCUCCAUUAAACUAGAAUGUUUUGGUAUUAUCAACGAGACAUUCCAGGAGAUGGCACUACCGGAAGAACUUGAACCAUAUACAGAACAACCUUCCAAAAAAUAUAUGUUCAAUAUAGAUGUGGGAGUAUUGGAAGGGUGCCUAUGCCUAGUUUUAAAUGUUUAUAAUGUAGGCAUUGAUGUAUGGAUGAUGCAAGAAUAUGGAGUUAGAGAAUCUUGGGCUAAAAGUGUCUCUCCACUACCCUAG